CCGCCGGCGUCGGGCGGACCCCGACAUUAGGGGCUGUGGCCGUGGGGCCGGGCACCUGUUCGGCCGGGCGCGGCGCGGGCACCGGGGGCUAGGAUGAAAGUGACCGUGUGCUUCGGCAGGACGGGCAUCGUGGUGCCGUGCAAGGAGGGCCAGCUGCGCGUCCGGGAGCUCACGCAGCAGGCGCUGCAGCGCUACCUGAAGACCCGGGAGAAGGAUCCUGGCUACUGGGUGAAGAUUCAUCACUUAGAAUACACAGAUGGAGGAAUCCUGGACCCAGAUGAUGUUUUGGCAGAUGUCGUUGAAGACAAAGACAAGCUGAUUGCUGUGUUUGAUGAACAAGAACCACUCCACAAGAUUGAGAGCCCCAGCGGAAACCCUGCAGGCCGGCAGAGCCCAGAUGCCUUUGAGACGGAAGUGGCUGCCCAGUUGGCUGCGUUUAAACCAAUUGGUGGGGAAAUUGAAGUGACCCCUUCUGCUCUGAAAUUAGGCACUCCACUGCUGGUGAGGAGAAGCAGUGACCCAGCUCCUGGCCCACCUGCUGAUGCCCAGCCGAGGGCUUCACACCCCAGUGGCCAGAGUCUGAAACCUGUUAUUCUAGAUUCCACACAGAACUUAGAAGAUGGAGAAGUUAUGAAUGGUGUACAGACCGAACCACUGACAUCGCUGAAAACCAAGGAUGCACUGAGCGAUAUGACAAGAACAGUGGAGAUUUCGGGGGAAGGAGGCCCCUUGGGAAUACACGUGGUGCCCUUCUUUUCAUCUCUGAGUGGAAGGAUUCUAGGACUCUUCAUCCGCGGCAUUGAAGAAAAUAGCAGGUCGAAACGGGAGGGACUAUUUCAUGAAAAUGAAUGUAUUGUAAAAAUCAACAGCGUGGACCUCGUAGACAAAACCUUUGCUCAGGCUCAAGAUGUCUUCCGUCAGGCGAUGAAAUCGCCCAGUGUGCUCCUCCACGUGCUUCCACCUCAAAACCGUGAACAGUAUGAAAAAUCAGUCAUUGGACCGCUUAACAUUUUUGGUAACAAUGAUGGCGUUUUGAGAACCAAGCCACAGCCUCCUGUCCAUGGAAUAACGGGAAUAAAAACCGUAACUCUCACAGGAACAGGGGGUCCUGAAGAGGAUGCUUUGACCUCUCUGCAACAAAGCAAGAGCCCCCGGGUACCAAGACUGGGUAGAAAGCCAUCCUCUCCCUCACUGUCCCCUCUCAUGGGGUUUGGCAGCAAGAAGAAUGCAAAGAAAAUUAAGAUUGACCUAAAGAAAGGCCCUGAAGGACUCGGUUUCACUGUGGUUACCAGAGACUCUUCCAUACACGGGCCUGGUCCCAUUUUUGUAAAAAACAUUUUACCAAAGGGAGCAGCAAUAAAAGAUGGCCGCCUACAAUCAGGGGACAGAAUUUUGGAGGUAAAUGGCAGAGAUGUCACUGGGCGAACACAGGAAGAGCUUGUGGCCAUGCUGAGGAGCACCAAGCAAGGAGAGACGGCAUCGCUGGUCAUCGCCCGUCAAGAAGGGACUUUUCUUCCCCGAGAGCUGAAAGGAGAGCCCGACUGCUAUGCACUCUCCCUAGAAACGACCGAGCAACUCACCUUCGAGAUCCCCCUGAAUGAUUCGGGUUCUGCUGGUCUCGGCGUGAGCUUGAAAGGGAACAAAUCUCGAGAAACUGGAACAGACUUGGGAAUUUUUAUCAAAUCCAUCAUCCAUGGAGGUGCUGCUUUCAAGGAUGGUCGUCUGCGGAUGAAUGACCAGCUGAUUGCCGUUAACGGGGAAUCUCUUUUGGGAAAGUCCAACCACGAAGCUAUGGAGACACUGAGGCGAUCGAUGUCCAUGGAAGGAAACAUUCGAGGGAUGAUCCAGUUGGUGAUUCUGCGGAGACCAGAGAGACCACUGGAGGAGCCUGCAGAGUGCGGGGCAUUUUCUAAGCCAUGCUUUGAGAAUUGUCAGAACACUAUAACCACCUCCAGGAGAAAUGAUAACAGCUCAUUGCAUCCCUUCGGCACUUACAGUUCGCAGGACAAACAGAAAGUGCUGUUGCUUCCCAGUGACGGAUGGGCAGAUCCUGAGGUCCCGCCUUCUCCACCACCACAUCCCGUUCUGGAAUUGGGCCUUGAAGAUUACAGCCACAGCUCUGGGGUAGAUUCGGUGGCGUAUUUUCCAGAUCAGCACAUCCAUUUCAGAUCUGUGACACCGGCCAGGCAGCCCGAGUCAAUGAGUCUGAAAGCCUCAAAGAGCAUGGACCUUGUGUCAGAUGAAAGCAAAGUCCACUCAUUGGCUGCUCACAAACCGGACUCUCCAAGCAAAGAUUUCGGUCCAACUCUGGGUUUGAAAAAGUCCAGUUCCUUGGAGAGCCUCCAGACUGCGGUUGCUGAGGUCAGGAAGAACGAACUUCCCUUCCACAGGCCCCGGCCGCACAUGGUUCGCGGCCGGGGCUGCAACGAGAGUUUCCGGGCAGCCAUUGACAAAUCCUACGACGGACCGGAAGAGCUCGAAGCCGACGGUCUGUCUGAUAAGAGCUCUCACUCCGGCCAAGGGGCUCUGAGUUGUGAAUCUGUCCCUCAGGGGAGCCCUGAGCUGGAGGACGGGGAGCAGAAAGCCAGGAAAAUCAAAAAAACGAAAGAGAAGGAGAAGAAGAAGGAAAAGGGCAAACUGAAAGCCAAGGAGAAAAAGCUGAAAGAGGAAAAUGAAGACCCAGAGAGGAAAAUAAAGAAGAAAGGGUUCGGUGCCAUGCUGAGAUUCGGAAAGAAGAAAGAUGACAGGGGUGGCAAGGCUGAGCAGAAGGGCUCUCUGAAGCAUGGAGGCCUGAUGGGAGAAGAGCGGGAAAAAAUGAAAGAACGUGAAAGGAUUGUAGCAAAACACCAGGAGCUAAGGGAAAAGCAGGCAAGAGGUCUUCUUGAUUCUGCUGCUGGUGCAACUGGAUCGCUGCAUGAUAUGGACGAUGAUGAAAUGGACCCCAACUACGCCAGAGUGAACCAUUUCCGGGAACCGUGUGCAUCAAGUGUCUACAGGUCACCAUCUCCGCCUCGAGCUGGACCACUGGGUUACCACCGGGAGAGCCGUCCGCUAUCUCCAGAGAGAGACCACUUAGAGGGUCUCUAUGCCAAAGUCAACAAACCAUAUCACCCACUGGUGCCAGCUGAAAGUGGCCGGCCUGCGAGUGGGAGCACGGACCGCAUCCAGAAGUUGCGGAAAGAGUAUUAUCAGGCCCGGAGGGAAGGAUUCACCUUAUAUGAGGACGACGAGGGAAGAGCGAGGCUAGAUUACGACCUUCACUGGGUGUCUGGAAAGGGUCCAGAUGGGAAUGCACACAACAUCCGCUUUGAGGGGAUGGAGAGACAGUACGCGUCCUUACCCAGGGGAGGACCAGCCGAUCCCGUAGACUAUCUGACGGCCACACCUCGAGCGCUCUACCAGGAAAGGGAGCUUCCAUACUACCCGGGGGUUCAUCCUGUGCGUCCUCCCAAAGGGAGCUACCCCCGCCCCCCAGAUCUGAGGGUCGCAGACCUCCGGUAUCCUCAGUAUUACCCUCCUCCGCCAGCCCCCCAGCAUAAAGGACCCUUCCGACAAGAUGUUCCACCUUCCCCCCCUCAGCAGCACAGAGUGCCAGCCAAUCCAGAAAUGGGUAGACCAGGCCCCCGAGGGGGCAGCCCAGACCAGUAUCCCUACCGAGCCCAGGAUCCCAGGCAGAAGAGCCCCAUGACUGCAGCCGUGUAGCUGAACGCCGCCAACCUCAGCCCGGCCCAGAGAGGGACACGUGUGACAUCACCUUUGCCCUUCCUAGACUUUCAGGACUUCCUCCUGUUCAGACUUCUCCAUGGGAUGGAUGGGUUUUUCUCACCGAGGUUGCAACACUUGACUGCUGGCCAGAGGCAAAGAGGGGGGGACAGGAGGGCGGGGGGUCCCGAGGAAGAGGGAGGACGGGGGUCUUACAGUUACUGCCUGAGAGUCAAAGGACGUUUAGGAUCGUUUAGUUCAGCGAGAGCGGCAGUUAAACAGGCAAAUAAUGGAGACGUUGCACACGGGGCCUCUCUGGUGCACACGAGCCCCAUGGAACUGGCCGCGCGGAGGCAGUCUCCGAGGCUCGGGCUCAGCCCCCUUAGGAAAGCUGUUAAGUCUGAAGAGUGGCUGCAAAUACGGGCAUCUUAAAUGAUUAGGUUUUUUUUUUUUUUUUUUUUUUUUCCAUUGGGAAAACAAAACAACAGCAAACAUGACUCGUGAUUUCCUUGAAAUGUUUAUACCCAGAGGAAGGCUGCAUUUCCCUAUUUGCAGACUUUAUCAGGCUCCCGGUACCACUCAUUUGGCAGAAUUACUUUAUGUUUUCUUACUUUUUAUAUUAGAAGAAAAUAAGAUAUGAAUGCAGGAGUAAUGUCCUGGGAGACCGUGCAAAGCCAGUCAGGGCUUCCAGAAGGAAUAUAUUCUGUGAACCAGGUUAAAGAGGGCCCAAAAUCCCGUGGUCCUCACCUUCCUUCCCCGCAAGUCCCAGGCAAAACACCCCUGAGAGAUCAGGUUUCAGAAUCAUCCCCAAAUCUCCUGCCUGUAAUUUUCAUAACCCCGGGCCUCUACUUUCAGGCUCCUUCUUGAGGGCUAAAAUGUAGUUGGGAAAAGGAGAUCCCGCUGGUUGGGUUACACAGGAAGCCAUGCUCUGGAGAUGCCAAUUCAUUGCACAAUCAGUGUCCAAUAGUGCCAUCUGCACCGGGGACAGGGAGGGGCUGACUGUGGCCUUUGGGGUUGAUAACCAGAAGGUGGAAGAUGGCAGUGACUGACCGUGUGUGUGUGUUUGUGCGUGCACACAUGUGUGUGUAUGUGUGUGCGUGAAGGCAUGUGAUUACUGGUAUGGAGAACGUGCGAUAAAAAUGCUUUCUGGAAAGUUUGAUGGGGAAGGAAAUCAAAGGGAAAAAAAAGUCAGAAGGGAAAGGAAAAGAGGCGUGAAACCAGAUCAUUAUUUAUCUGCUGUAUUUUAGUCACAAACAUCAGGGCAACACCAAGACCAGCAUCUCCAAUUGGAAGGUCUCAUGGCUUUGAAAAGCCGGCGCCCCCUCCCUCCAAAACCCAUCAUGUUUCCUUUGAGCUUUGCAGUGAUUUUCUACUUAUUCCAGCAGGACUUCUAAAACUUCCAACCUGACCCAAAUGAGCACACAACAAAAGACUGAGGACCAGCAAAACAGCAAGCUUGAAUUGUUCGGUGACGCUUAGACUUUAAGCCUUUGCUGCUCCUUCUCCAUUCCCUCCGAACAAAACAAAAAGUCUUGAGUUCAAUGUAGACAUAUUGUGGCUGAGAUUAGAAUACUCCUGACUGACAGGGUUUAAUAAAUUAUAGUAUUAUGGAAUCUACAGAGUAUCCAACCCAGUUUAGUCUUUUUUUUUUUUUUUAAUUUAAAAUAGAGUUGCAUUACCAGGAAUGAAGCAACCGCUGGUUUUAGACCUAAAUGGUUGUUAUUUACUGGACUUUAAGAGGUAUCAUUUUCUAAACUGCAAUUUAGUUAUGGCCGUCCUAAAAACAGACUGUCAAGCGGGGUUUGGCCAUCUGCCGUCUCUUGUAAGCGAGCACCUUAUACUGUUUGCAGUUUGCGCAAGGAGGCCGAGGGCCUUGUGCCCUGCUCCCCCAGAGGUGGAGUGCAGGGGAGCCAUGGGGCUUCUCCACGAGCUAAAUGACACUUUCCCCUCAAACUAAAUAAACUUUCCAGAAGAAAAUGAUGAAGUGAGGGAAAGGUAAUGUGUUGGGGAGCAUUAAAAAUCAGCUCUUCGAUCUGUUGCAUAGUUUAACCAAAUUUCUCCAGGCUAUUGGAUGUAGUCAAGCCAGAGUCUCCUUCUGGAUUAAGUCCAAGUCCACACAAGGGGCAACCAGAGGCAGUGUGAGAAAGGGAGAUUUCUGUGCAUGUCGGAGCAGGGGCUGUGGUAGGAAGAAUGCCCAUGUUUUCACCAUGUGGCCACCUUGGGAGCACAGUACCUCCAGGUUCCAGGCUCUGGGCAAGCCGCUCGAAGUGUGAUUUUGUGUUUAUACAAAGUCAAUAGAACACUUGUCAAUCCUGGGGGGCAACCAGGGAUGAGAAGGUACUGUUAAAGUGAAUAAAAAGUAGGAUACAACCAUCUUCUUUUCUUGCUUGACGUAUAUAACGCAUGCCCUAUUUGACCCUGCCCAAAAGAGGCUACCUUAUGUGUGACAGAGGCUGUGUCAAGCCAUGCUAUAACUGAGAGCAGGUCGCAGGUAAGCUUUUUAAAUGCCUGUGUCCCAACCUUCUCUGUCACCGCCCAGAAGUUGCAGAACUCUUGCCCAGUCUCUAGGAAAACAGGUUGUUUAGAAUAUUUAGAAGACCAGGCUGGAAUCAGUAGCAGGAAGUAGUUCUCCGUUAAUUUAUAGCCUUGGAAAGACUCAACCAGGUGUUUGCUUGUCACUCAGAAUAUAAUAACCCUAGGGAACAGAGUGACACAGUGAGCGGCAAGCCCAACAACACACACCCACUGGUUCCUGAUCUGACCGCUGGGUCAUCGAAAUGGGUCAUUGAAAUGAUGUUUUGGCCUGGAGUCACUAGAUAUUUUAAGGAGCUCUGUUUUAUACCUUUCUGCAGGAGGAGAGAUAGGAAAGGGAGCAGACCAUUGAAAACUUUGAGGUGCAGGAGAAUUCAGUCCUCUGCCAGGGAGGAAAACUCUGCAUCUUGUUAACCCCAUGCGCCAUUGGACUGUGGCAAUAUCGUUCUUGGUAGAAAAUUGCUUCCCCACGAUAUUACAUCAGUGGAUAAAAGCCAAUCUCAAAGACAGGCGCAUCUUCUUAAGUCAUAAUUGAGUAACAAACAAAAAUUGGAAAAUAAAAUUACCACGAAGUUCAUUAUUCUUAGAUUUGUAUGUCAACAUGCAUUGACCCCACAGGACAGCAUGGAGCAAAGAUCUUAUAAGCAUGAGCAUGGUGAGACCCACAGAUCAACUGUCACCCCACAGAGCAAACUGUGCCUGCUGCCCAAUAAAGGAUGUGUGCAACUUCCUUGUAGCUUUGCUUGUGCCACCAACUAAAUAAAAUCAAAACGUGGUUCACUAUUUCCUUUAAAGACUACUGAACUUGUUGAACUGUCUUCAUAAGGAAAUGCACCUGACAAGGUGCAUAGAUUCUAUAUGCAUAAGGACCCAGCCUUUAAAAAUUAUUUGUUCCUGUAACCUAUAACCCCAGCAUUUGCUUUCUUUGGAGAAACAUUUCAGCCUUUCGGGGGAUGGAGAGAUCUGCAGAGUUUGGAUAAGAAUGUGUGUCUAUAAAAUUCCCAUAGGCAUGAAACUCUGAAAUCCGCAAUGAACCGCCUUCAAAUUGGUGCUAAAUUGGGUAGACACCCUACUGCUUUCUGAGUCCAGGAGCAACAAAAAGUCCAGAUUUCAUGCAGUUAGGCGGGAGGGAGUUGGAUCUAGAAACAGCCACAGGAGUAUUUCUCUGCACUCCCAGUUUGCACGGACUUAGUGGGAAAUGAUGCCACAAUGAGACCAGAAAGAAGAGUCUCCAUAAGGCAUCCCUACAAAGUCACCUCUCUGAAAAAAAAAAAAAAAAAAAAAAAAAAAAGGGAGAAUGAAAGGUAGAUAUC
Messenger RNA from Mustela erminea (ermine), 7547 nucleotides. RefSeq names its product par-3 family cell polarity regulator beta (gene PARD3B). NCBI's taxonomy places the organism in Eukaryota, Metazoa, Chordata, Mammalia, Carnivora, Mustelidae. The coding region runs from base 94 to 3702 and encodes 1202 amino acids. Gene Ontology annotation, cellular component: cell cortex; apical plasma membrane; apical junction complex. Gene Ontology annotation, molecular function: phosphatidylinositol binding; protein binding. The record is from RefSeq and is a predicted model, not a curated record. The transcript is spliced from 23 exons. Gene Ontology annotation, biological process: establishment or maintenance of epithelial cell apical/basal polarity; establishment of centrosome localization; microtubule cytoskeleton organization.